AUGGAGACAGGGCUGUGUAACAGAGCUUACCUGCUGGUUGGCGGGCUUUGGACCGCCAUCAGCAAGGCUCUUUUUGCUGAGUUCCUGGCCACAGGGCUGUACGUUUUCUUUGGUGUGGGCUCCGUCCUGCCCUGGCCUGUGGCACUUCCUUCUGUACUGCAGAUUGCCAUCACCUUCAACCUGGCCACAGCCACAGCUGUGCAGAUCUCCUGGAAGACCAGCGGGGCCCACGCCAACCCUGCUGUGACUCUGGCCUACCUCGUGGGAUCUCAUAUCUCUCUGCCUCGGGCUAUGGCGUACAUAGCUGCUCAGCUGGCCGGGGCCACAGUCGGGGCUGCUCUUCUUUAUGGGGUAACUCCAGGAGGUGUCCGAGAGACCCUUGGGGUCAACGUGGUCCACAACAGCACAUCGACUGGCCAGGCGGUGGCCGUGGAGCUGGUUCUGACGCUGCAGCUGGUGCUCUGUGUUUUUGCUUCCACGGACAGACGGCAGACCAUGGGGUCCCCAGCUGCCAUGAUUGGGAUCUCUGUGGCACUGGGCCACCUCAUUGGGAUCUACUUCACUGGCUGUUCCAUGAACCCAGCUCGAUCCUUCGGCCCUGCUGUCAUUGUUGGGAAGUUCGCAGUCCAUUGGAUCUUCUGGGUAGGACCGCUCACAGGGGCUGUCCUGGCUUCGCUGAUCUACAACUUUAUCUUGUUCCCCGAUACCAAGACUGUAGCCCAGCGACUGGCCAUCCUUGUGGGUACCACAAAGGUGGACAAAGUGGUAAACGUAGAGCCCCAGAAGAAAGAAUCACAGACAAACUCAGAGGACACAGAAGUGAGCGUGUGA
Molecule: messenger RNA, 831 nt
Organism: Arvicanthis niloticus (Nile rat)
Lineage: Eukaryota; Metazoa; Chordata; Mammalia; Rodentia; Muridae
Gene: Aqp6
Product: aquaporin 6
Biological process (GO): transmembrane transport; carbon dioxide transport; water transport
Cellular component (GO): apical plasma membrane; plasma membrane
Molecular function (GO): nitrate transmembrane transporter activity; water channel activity
Source: RefSeq, a predicted model, not a curated record